Molecule: messenger RNA, 970 nt
Organism: Bemisia tabaci
Lineage: Eukaryota; Metazoa; Arthropoda; Insecta; Hemiptera; Aleyrodidae
Product: thioredoxin domain-containing protein 17
Cellular component (GO): cytosol
Molecular function (GO): protein-disulfide reductase [NAD(P)H] activity
Source: RefSeq, a predicted model, not a curated record
UACGAUUACUUGGGGUUUCAGUUAUUUUCGCCCGGAAAAACACUUGCAACCUCUGUUUUUGAAUUUUUGUGAAAAUGUCAUCAUGUGACAUAGCUGACCAAAAAAUCGAGGGUUACGAAGCGUUCACUUCUUUGACGGAUACUUUAGAUAGCUGCGACAAAUCUGUUUUCUUGCUGUUUCGUGGUUCAAAUAAUGACAAAGGAGUCAGCUGGUGUCCUGAUUGUGUCAAAGCCGAACCCAUCAUAAAAGAUGUCUAUGACUCUCUCGACAACAAACACACUCGUGCUUUGAUUCAAGUUAGUGUUGGAAACAGAGAAGUAUGGAAAGACCCCAAAUGCUCUUUUCGCACUGACCCUCGUCUCAAACUUACUAAUAUUCCCACAAUUAUUAAAUGGAAAGGAGGAAGAAUAAUUGAUGACGAAUGUUCCAAAGUAGAUGUCCUGAGAAAAUUUUUCUUGGGAUGAACCUAGUGUUUCAGAGCUAAAUUUUGAAAUUUUGUAAAAUCUUUAAUAAACGAAAAUAUUUUUGCAGAUGUGGUUCAGUUUUUGAAGAAUUGAUUUCUUGAUAUAUCUAUGUAUCAAUUGUGAAAGUGCGAAACCACAUAUCUCCGUUUGCGACUUUACAGACUCCCUGUCAUGCUUUAGUAUUUUUUUUUAGAAAAUUAUUUUAUGUAAUAUUCCUUGAUUUUGUCCUCUCUAUUAGUAGAAUAUUUUGCACAAAUUUCAAGCUACCAGGUUGGUUUUUUUCCUCUUUGAAAAAAUAAAAUCUGAGCGGAAAGUUAGAAGCAGCACACUGGCAGUGGAGAUAUGUUGAUUUGCACUUGGCCCAUUAGUAUUUGAAAUAAUUGACAUGUCAACAUCGUCAAAAAAAAAAAGACCUUUUUGCUGGAAAACUCAUGACUGAAUCAUCAGUAAUGUUAUGCAUGGAAGUAUUUUACCAACAUUUUGUAAUUAAAAACUUACGCUCACAA